Acanthosepion pharaonis is the source of this 1038-nucleotide messenger RNA. The record is from the annotation of a GenBank genome assembly. Lineage: Eukaryota; Metazoa; Mollusca; Cephalopoda; Sepiida; Sepiidae.
AUGACCGUCAUAUACCGACCAGGUCAUGACAACCCAGCUGACUACCUCAGCCGUCACCCUAUACACCUGCCACCGAGUGACAGAGAACAAAAAGUAGCAGAAGAAUAUAUAAACUACAUCCUCUCAACAUCAACCCCCAAAGCAAUGACGAUUGAAGAAGUCGCAAUGGAAACCACAAAGGACAAGACACUCACAGCCGUCAUACAAGCCCUCCUCACCAACAAGUGGUACGGUAUUGACGAUGACGUAGAUAAAGCAACAUUCCAAACUCUGCAUGCCAACCGUGCCGAACUCUCACAAGUGCACAAUGACAGCAUCAUUCUCAAAGGACGGUGGAUAGUACUGCCCAAAACACUACAAAGCAGAGCUGCCCAAAUCGCACAUACCGGACAUCAAGGCAUUGUGAAAUCCACGGCCCUCCUCCGAGAAAAGGUCUGGUUCAAAAACAUGCAGGCCCUAGUAGAAGAAAACAUCAGAAACUGUCACACCUGCCAGAUCAGCACCCUCAAACCUGCAAGAGAACCACUGCAAAUGUCCCCACUACCAGUGGCUCCAUGGACAGAAGUCAGCGCUGACUUUGGACACCUCCAAAAUGGGAAAUACCUACUUGUCACAGACGUGUACUCACGCUACGUUGUUGUUGACAUCCUAGACUCCAUCUCAACGACAUCAGUGAUACCCCGUCUGGACAAAAUAUUUGCGGAGUUUGGGGUACCAGUAUCCCUCAAAACGGACAAUGGCCCACCAUUCAACAGCAGUGAUUUCAAAGACUACGCCUCCAUCACCGGAUUCAAACACAGGAAGAUAACACCCUUGUGGCCCCAGGCCAAUGCUGAAACAGAACGCUUUAUGCGCACUGUAAAAAAGUCCAUCAAGGCUGCCCUAAUUAAAGGCCGAAGCUGGAGGCAGGAAUUAUUCAAAUUCCUACUGGACUACCAAACAACGCCACACUGCAUUCCUAUUUGGCCGGACCAUAAAAAACCGCCUGCCACACUUGAUCACACCCAUAGCUGGAGACCCCAGCAUCAGGGAGCGUGA